Messenger RNA from Delphinapterus leucas (beluga whale), 2449 nucleotides. RefSeq names its product histone H4. NCBI's taxonomy places the organism in Eukaryota, Metazoa, Chordata, Mammalia, Artiodactyla, Monodontidae. The record is from RefSeq and is a predicted model, not a curated record. Gene Ontology annotation, molecular function: protein heterodimerization activity; structural constituent of chromatin; DNA binding. Gene Ontology annotation, cellular component: nucleosome.
UUAUGGAUUCCAAACCCAAAGCCUGGCGUGGUUGCUUGUCAAUGUAUUUAUAAAUUACUUUGUUUUGGGAAUUUGGGCUUAAAGGCCAGUGGCAAAGAUCCAAGAAUAUAUGGAAUGGAUAAAUCUUUAAACACAUACAAACAUACUUAAACGAGGCAAUUCCCUUUGUGUAUACGUUUGAUGCUUCUGUUUAAAGAUUCUUAUUUUCUGAAUACCAGUAAAACGCCCUAGCCCUUGUUCAUUUCAGGUCUUAGAAGCAAGGGGCGGGGACUCAGUACGGUUUCCCGCCUUUCUGGUCUUACAGUUUUCACAAAGGUCCGCACAAUCGCUACAUAAGGGGCUGCAGGUUGCUAGCUUUAGACUCAGUCGCCGUGCUUAGUUUUUCUGUGUUAUGUCUGGACGGGGCAAGGGCGGGAAAGGCCUGGGGAAAGGGGGCGCUAAGCGUCACCGCAAGGUCCUGCGUGAUAACAUCCAGGGCAUCACCAAGCCCGCUAUUCGCCGUCUGGCCCGGCGUGGCGGUGUGAAGCGCAUUUCCGGCCUCAUCUACGAGGAGACCCGCGGGGUGUUGAAGGUGUUCCUGGAAAACGUAAUACGGGACGCUGUCACCUACACCGAGCACGCCAAGCGCAAGACUGUUACGGCCAUGGACGUAGUCUAUGCGCUCAAGCGCCAGGGACGCACUCUCUAUGGCUUCGGCGGCUAAAAUUGACCUUUGUAAGGUUUUUCUCUUUUCUAUAGCAAAGGUAAAGGCCCUUUUCAGGGCCACCUACCUUUUCUAUGAAAGAGCUCGCACUUACCAUUUCGUGGUCUGUAGGGUAGUUUGGUACAGAUGGGAGAAGUGAAGCACUAAAAUGUUGCUUAGACAUAGUUCGGUCUUCAGUCCCUAAGGUGUUUUCACAAUGCUGGAGGUGUUACUAUCGCUGUUCUUGAUGUAUAGAUUAACUCAGGACCAACAGGUGGCUAGUGGCUAAAUGUGGCCACGCAGCUGGUAAGUAAAGGGUCAUGGGUUCUUUGAGUAGAAAUAAAUAUUUGGGGUGUCCACAGACACUAGAGUACAGCUCUUACAUGGCUUAUAUACUAAAUUAAAUUAUGAAAAUGUGGCAAGACAAAGGAGUUUGGGCUAGAAUAGUUAAUGGUAGAAAAGGAACUAGGAAGAUAAAGGCUAGUUUAACAAUGCAGAGUUCUCUCUGUUUUAAGCUUCCUAUCUGGUGAUAAUGCUAUUUUCCUGGUACAGGGAGGGAAUCUUCCAUAUGGGAGUUUGAUUUCCUGUUUUCAGAAGGAAAAUAGGUCAGAGUGCUCUUUUGCACCUGCUGUUUUUCAAGUGCCUUUAGCUCAAAAUAACUCAAGCCAAAGUGGCAUAUUUUAGGGUGGCAUAUUCUGCCACGCUUCACCACCAAGCACACUACCAGGCAACUUUCCCAGAGGUCACAGAGCAGAAAGGGUCACAGACCAAAUUAAAAUGCUUAGAAAUUUUAAUCAAUUUAAACCAUGUUGCAAAAAGCAUGGGGAAAUAGAUGUACAGCACAGCAUACUUAGGAUAAGACAAACAGGUGGAAAGUCCUCGCUAGAUGAAUCCUGUUAUUUACACAAUGUUCAUAUAAUCUCCUUUGCUCUCUGCCACAUCAGCCUUCCUUCCUGAUGAUGGGCCUCUGAGGACCAGAGUUAAGUUGAGCAAGAGGACUGAGCAGGUGGAAGGCAGCUGGGCCAAUCACACACAGUUGCUCUAUUAAACAGAUCUAGGGGUAUAUUUGCUUGGUCUAUAGUUGUCACUCACCAAUGGGUUUUAUCUGCAUCCUAUGGGCAGAGGUCAAGUGGGUGGCUGACUUAAGAUAUCAAGUAUGAGAUGCCUCAUAGAUACUGAGAAUUUUAUGUGCCUCAUGAAUGUGUGGUGCCUACUUGGUCCUUCAAUCCCAUCCUCUCUGUGUUCAGCACACGUUUAUCUCUAGUCUCUGAGUCUAACGUAUACUUAGAUGUAACUUAACGUAUACUCAGUCCUUCGCAGAACUGAGCACUCUUCAAUAACAUAGUGAAUCCCCCUUACUCCUGCCUCCUCUCGCCUCACUCUUCCCUGCUCUUUCCUCAGCCAAAUACCUGCUACUCCUUCUGGGCCCAGCUGUCAUAUUGAAACGGAGCAGGACAGUAUGGUCUAUGCCCCCAUGUUCUCAGCCUGACUUUUGUCUGUGUAAAGGCUUUAGCCAAAGAAUAAUUUUAAUCAGAGAAGUGAGAAAAUACAGAAACAAAGGAAAACUGUCAAAGAAGACCAAAUAAUAAUAGUUUAGUCCUUAAGCAUAGUCAAGGACCUUUAGUUCCUCCUCAAGGGCUAUAGUUAAUGUUCUGAGCCACAUCCUGUGAGCUGCCUUGUAGGUACUGAAACCCCCGCCAGGCGGAAGAAGUUAACUACAUGAUGACCAGACUGCAGCCAUGACAUAAGCUGCCACAAAUCCGAGAA